CCGCCAUGCCGCCCACCACCCAUGCGUGGACGCUGGUCGUGGCAGCAGUGAUCGGCGUGGGCGUGACACCCGUGAGAGGAGGCGUGGCGCACGACCUACGUUACUCUAGGGCGCAGCUGCAUCUCGCGGACGGAGGGAACCAGGCAUGGGUCGAGUCGACUAGAGAUGGCACAGACGGGAUAGAGUACCCAAGAUGGCCAAGCCCCUCGACGGACGAGACCCCUGGGGGGCAGCCCUCCUUCCGACGCCACGUGUACCGCACCCACGUCGUGGUCGGCGACGGAGACUCCGCCGUGCAGGAAGCAGAGCGGCGCCAUUACUCUGCCGGAGGAACUCGCUACCAGACCUCACACCAGUGGCAGUUUUCGUCGGACGACACACAACGACCGGAAAUCACAGGCAGCUCCUCAUCGAGUGACCACACAAGUGCUUUCACGCGAAUGGGGGGGCGAACGAAUGUGAGGAUGCAGUCUGACGAUGGAGGAUCCUCUGACCAGGAGGGAAUCCCAAGAGACAGACCGAGGUUUCGAAGGCCUCAUCCAGGAAGGAAUCGAACUCGGCUGAGGAUAAGCGGGCGGCGGAGGAGACCUGGCCUGUCGCUGGGUGGACAUGGCGAGGCUGACCACGAAGAUACCGAGGACAUUCAUGUAGAGUCUGAAACACAUCAAGAAGGCGAGGCUGAUUUACACACGACACACCGGCAGAGUUUUAGCUCGAGUGAUCUCCCAUAUGUUGAUCCAGAAGGUCAAACUGAUGAGGAAAUCCACAGAGGAACAAUAGACAGGACUAUAAUUAGAACUUCAGUGCAUCACGGAAGCAGCUCCUCCCUCCAUACAGAUGUAGAUGAAACACGGAGAGAACAUUCCACAGGCGGGGGAUCAGAAUACCAUGUAGAGUAUUCCAGAACGGCAUCACCGUAUGAGGUCGAUGGCACUGCUUACCAAGAGCCAGGAGCCAGUGCUUCUAAUCAGGGUGAUGCAGGAGGCACUUAUGAAGAUGAAGAGGAUUAUGAAGAAGAGGAAGAUUAUGAUGACUAUGAAGACGAGGACGAUUACGAAGAAGAAAAUUACGUAGACGAGGAGAAAAAUUAUGCAGAUCAUGAAGAGGAGCGGCAGCAUCAAAGCGAAGGGCAUGAGGAAAAAUACAUAUAUACCGCUGAUCACAAUGCAGAAGGAUAUUCUCAUUCUGAAAACCAACACGAGGACGUUACUCUUCACACUAGCGUUGAUGAAAGCCAAGAUGAGACAGAGCAUUCUGUUACCAGAGACCACGCAGGUCCCAGAGGACGCCCAGGUUUCAGAGGCCGUCCUGGUUUCAGAGGGCGUGCCGGGGCGAGGAACCAAACAGGGAUAAGAGGUCAGGCUGGGGGCAGAGGUCAAGCUGGUGGCAGAGGUCAAGCCGGUGGCAGAGGUCCUCCUGGUGGCAGAGGUCCUCCUGGUGGCAGAGGCCCGCCUGGUGACAGAGAUCAAGGCGGUGGCAGGGGUCGUUUCGGUGGCAGAUUCCGUCCUGGGGCCUUUAACCGUACUGGUUCGGCUGGUGGCAGGGGUCCAGGUGGUGACAGAGGCCGUUUCGGUGGCAGAUUCCGCCCUGGAGGAAGAGGUCGUCCUGGCGGCGUUAACCGAACUGUUGUCAUAGACCGUACAGGUGGUAGACGCCGUUUUGGUGGCAUAGGUCGAGCCGGCUUUAGAAACCACACAAGGGGACAAGGCGGGGCAGGUGAUCAUUCCAUGGCCGGAGAAGGCGAAGAGGAUUAUGACACACGAACUGACACUGAAGAGGACUAUGCCACGAGAGACCAAUUCGAUACAAGGGAUGAAGAAACAGAAGCUAAAAUUAGGGAUCCAUAUGACACAAGGGAUCCAUAUGAAACAAGCGAUGCAUAUGACACAACAGAAUCAUAUGACGCAGGAGGAGAACAUGACACCAGGGAUCCAUAUGACACUAGGCCAGAACAUGAAACAAGAGAUCCAUAUGACACUCGAGAUGAACAUGAAACAAGGGAUCCGCAUGGCGAAGGGGAUCCAUAUGGCACCAGAGACCCCUAUGACACAAGAGAUCAAUAUGACACACGAGAGGAACAUGAAACAAGAGAUCCUUAUGCCACCAGAGAUCCCUAUGACACAAGGGAUCCUUAUGAUACUCGGGAUGAACAUGGAACACGAGAUCCAUCCGUCACAAGAGAUCCUUAUGACACAACGGAUCCAUAUGACACUGAAGAUGAAGAAACAAGAGAUCCAUAUGAUUCGAGAGAUCCUUAUGACACAAGGGAUCCGUAUGACACUAGAGAGGAAGAAAGGAGGGAUCCUUAUGACACCAGGGAUCCAUAUGACACCAGAGAUCCCUAUGACACAAAGGAUCCUUAUGACACUAGAGAGGAAGAGAGGAGGGAUCCACAUGACACCAGAGAUCCCUAUGACACAAAGGAUCCUUAUGAUACUAGAGAGGAAGAGAGGAGGGAUCCAUAUGACACAAGGGAUCCAUAUGACACCAGAGAGGAAGAAAGGAAGGAUCCAUAUGACACAAGAGAUCCAUAUGACACAAAGGAUCCAUAUGACACAAGAGAUCCACAUGACACAAGAGAUCCUCAUGACACAAAGGAUCCUUAUGACAGUAGAGAGGAAGAAAGAAGAGAUCCAUAUGACACAACAGAUCCACAUGACACUGGAGAGGAAGAAACAAGAGAUCCAUAUGACACUCGAGAUGGACAUGAAACAAGGGAUCCUUAUGGCACUACAGAUCCGUAUGACACCAGAGACCCCUACGACAGAAGGGAUCCAUAUGACACCAGGGAUGAAAAUGAAACAAGGGAUCCAUAUGACACUAGAGAUCCAUACGUCACAAGCGAUCCUUAUGACACUAGAACAGAGCAUGAAACAAGUGAUCCACAUGACACUAGAGACCCCUAUGGCACAAGGGAUCCAUAUGACACCAGAAGUGAACAUGAAACGAGGGACCCCUAUGCCACAAGAGAUCCAUACGACACAAGUGACCCACACGACACGACGGAUCCAUACGACACAAGUGACCCAUAUGACACCGAUGACGAGCCCGAAGCUAGGGAAGAAACAGCCCAUGACACCGAAGGCACGACCCACGACACAACCGAAGCGCCUGAUUCCCGCGGCCAAGCUGGUGCCAGAGACCGCGGCAGGGUUGGCGGUCGCGCUGACGGCAUGGGCUGGGGUCGCCGCCCACUUGCUCCGGGGGCGGGCGGCGAAGGAGAGAACAGGAAAACUCUGCCUCUGCUUCCCCCUCGCUGCUGUGGGAGUCAGGUGCCCCUUGACCCCAGCAACGCCUUAGCCACGGGUGGAUUCACCAGGGUGUCUGCGGCCGGCUCGGUACAGGUGAUCGACAUCCCCGGCAAGGACACGGACGCCUUCCCCCCCGCGGCCGUGAGGGACCUGCGGGUUACGUCCGUCUCAGGAGACCGGAUCACGCUCGCUUGGACGGCGCCAGGAGAUGACCUGGAUGCUGGGAAAGUCUCGGGGUACAUCAUGCGCCUCAGUGACAACCGACGAGAUCUCAACGAGAGGAUGUUCGACUACGCCCCCAACGUCACGCUCAUGGAUGUCACUGACGUCCUGAAGGAAGCCAACGUUUUCCAAGACGCCGGGAAGGUGGUCAGCGUCCAACUCGCGAUCCAGAGCAGCGUCGAUAGACGUUCCAGAAGAAGCAACCAAUACUUCGUGGCCUUGAGAGCUGUUGAUGACUACGGGAAUAAGAGCCCCGUGUCCAACGUGGCGAGGUUCCGGCUGCCUUCCCGGCGGGGUCCAGGGCGGCCGCAGCACCCCGUCCUCGCCACCCGGACCGAGGACCCUUCGGCGUCCGGGCAGCCGCGAGUUCCUUGGGGGCCGAGAGGCAGAGGUCGGGUCGGGAUGGUGAGGACCACGACUCCAGAACCCGAGGAGGAGCCCACUAGCGCCCCGACGUAUGGUGCGGAGGAGGAAGAUCCGUGGGAAGCUGAGACGCCGACGGACCCCUGGCAAACUCAGCCCACUUACCCCGUAGAACCCACUGAACCCACUGAACCCACUUACCCUACAUACCCUACAGAACCCACCGAACCCGGUUACCCUUACCCAGUAGAACCCACCGAGCCCACCGAACCCGCCUAUCCCUACCCUAUGGAGCCCACCGAACCCACUUACCCUUACCCUACGGAACCCACCGAACCCACUUACCCCACAGAACCCACGGAGCCUUUUGACACCACAGAACCCACAGAGCCCGGACUGGAAGCCGAAACAACGAAGGCUCCGGACCAGGAGGAAUCCGACCGCAAAAACCAGGAUCCGGAGGGCACUGACUCGCCGGACAGUGUUUCCAACGAGACGUAUACCUACAAGGCGGAGGGCUGCGAUAUGGACGUCACAGCGCCACCUGUUAUCAGUCUGUGUGACGCCCGCACCUCCGUCGCCAAAGUCAUCGCCUACUUCGAGCAAAUCGACAAUUUCACCCACAUGGAGGAGUUAUGGCAAGUCGUCGGCACGCUCGAGUACCUUGCCAAAAUGGGCGAGAUGGGCCAGGAUUACGCAGACGUGAAGUCGCCAUAAGCAAAUCACUGUGUACUGUACAGAAUGAGACUCUACGUUGUAUGAAGAGUUUAUUUACUGUAUAUUUCAUUUCUUUCUAGUGAUAAGGUUUGGGUUGUCUUUCCUCAUCGCGAAAGCUCGUUUUUUUUAUACUAAAGCUAGAUUUGUUUACAUUUCAUUACAUUACAUUUAGAUUUUCAUACGCUAUUUUUUUUCUUAAAUUACAGUUCGAUGUUCUCCUUAUAUCGCAGCUAUGUUUGAUUUUGUAUCAUAUUACAGCUACACUUGUUUAUUUUUCUUCAGUUACAGCUAUAUUUCUUUGAUUUUUAUCUCUGUCUAUAUAGCAAACGGUGUUCGAUAUGAUAUAGACGGGAGAGAAGUAAGCAUAAUAUAUACAGUAUCUGUCCUGAGUUGACAUCAACUUAUAAAGUCAAAAUAUACGGAGGUUUUAUAGUUAUCAUUAUGUUUAGUGACAUUUCAUCGACUUAAACGGCGAAUCGCAAUUGCAAAGGUCACUCAU
Molecule: messenger RNA, 5052 nt
Organism: Penaeus monodon (black tiger shrimp)
Lineage: Eukaryota; Metazoa; Arthropoda; Malacostraca; Decapoda; Penaeidae
Molecular function (GO): protein binding
Source: RefSeq, a predicted model, not a curated record